Oreochromis niloticus (Nile tilapia) is the source of this 1254-nucleotide messenger RNA. RefSeq names its product gastrula zinc finger protein XlCGF8.2DB-like. Gene Ontology annotation, biological process: regulation of DNA-templated transcription. The transcript is spliced from 2 exons. NCBI's taxonomy places the organism in Eukaryota, Metazoa, Chordata, Actinopteri, Cichliformes, Cichlidae. Gene Ontology annotation, molecular function: RNA polymerase II cis-regulatory region sequence-specific DNA binding; DNA-binding transcription factor activity, RNA polymerase II-specific. The coding region runs from base 13 to 1038 and encodes 341 amino acids. The record is from RefSeq and is a predicted model, not a curated record.
ACAGAGGAAACAAUGAGCUCAACACAGAAGGACAAACAUGGAGCAAGAAGUCAGCGCUCUCAGGAGGCCGACAAACCUCACAGAAGAAAGAGAGAGAACAAAUACACCUGUGACGAGUGUGGGAAGGGUUUUCCUGCUAAGUCUAAACUAAAACGUCAUCAGGUCAUCCACACUGGAGAGAAACCGUUCAGCUGUGACUUGUGUGGAAAGACUUUUUCCUGGAAGCGUUCCCUAAAAUCACACCAACUCAUCCACAGUGGAGUUAAAGCGUACAGCUGUGAUCAGUGUGGCAGAGCUUUUACUCACAGUAACCACUUAAAGAGGCAUCUAGUUACCCACUCUGGAAUUAAGGCAUACAGCUGUGACAUUUGUGGAAAAACUUUCAGCCGGAUAGGGAGCCGAAAUAUACACCUACGCAUUCACACCGGACAUGAUGUGUACUGCUGUGAACAGUGUGGAAAACGCUGUACUACAGACACACAACUAAAACGUCACAUGCUUACCCACACUAAGGAACAACCUCAUAAAUGUGACCUUUGUGGAAAAAAUUUCACUCAGCAAAUGGCCCUAAAAACACAUCAACAUAAACACGCUGGAGACAAACUGAACUACUGCAAAGAAUGUGGGAGAAGCUUCACCACAUCAAGUGGAUUAAAACAGCAUGAACUCAUUCACAGUGGGGUCAAAAAGCACCUCUGUGAUCAGUGUGGGGCAUCCUUCAUCAGUGCCGGUAGCCUUAAAACACACAAACGAGUCCACACAGGAGAGAAACCAUACAAGUGCAGACACUGUGACAAAAGUUUCUCAUGUUCAAGUAGUCGUAACAAUCAUGAACGUACACACAUGGAAGGAAACUACAGCUGUGACCAGUGUGACAAGAGCUUCAGGAAUCUCAGUUCAUACUCCAAACACAAACGAUCCCACGUUACUAAUAAACUGUUUCACUGUUACCAAUGUGCCAAAACAUUCACUUCAUUAUCUGCUCUGUUCAAACAUCAGCGUGAUCACUCAGGGCUGAAAUCACUCCCAUCACAGUGAAUCUGAAGAGACAGAAAGAUUCUCUUCUGUUUUCAGGGUCUUUUGGGUUUAGGUCAACCCUGCUGGUUAAUGCAGAAAUGGUUACUGAGCGCAACCACACAGACACUUUGACAUGGGAAAAUCAAGAGAUAUCAACCAAAACACCAGGAAAAGAAUUUGGCGACCUCCAUAAGUGUGGCUCAAUUUUGAAUACAAUUUGGUGCCAUUUACAAUUAA